Messenger RNA from Cariama cristata (Red-legged seriema), 433 nucleotides. RefSeq names its product transmembrane protein 222 (gene TMEM222). The transcript is spliced from 5 exons. The annotation marks the transcript as partial. NCBI's taxonomy places the organism in Eukaryota, Metazoa, Chordata, Aves, Cariamiformes, Cariamidae. The record is from RefSeq and is a predicted model, not a curated record.
AUGGCUCUUCCCGAUCAUUGGCCACAUGGGUAUCUGCACGUCGACUGGAGUCAUUCGGGACUUCGCGGGGCCGUACUUUGUCUCAGAAGACAACAUGGCAUUUGGGAAGCCAGUAAAGUACUGGAAACUGGAUCCUGGCAAAGUAUACUCCACCGGUCCCAAUGCCUGGGACACGGCCGUACACGAUGCCUCGGAGGAGUACAAGCACCGAAUGCACAACCUUUGCUGUGAUAACUGCCAUUCUCAUGUGGCUCUGGCCUUAAACUUGAUGAGAUACGAUAACAGCACCUCCUGGAACAUGGUGAAACUCUGCUUCUUCUCCCUCCUGUAUGGGAAGUACGUAAGCAUAGGGGGAUUUGUGAAGACCUGGCUUCCCUUUGUCCUCUUCUUGGGGGUGAUCGUGACCAUUGUUCUGACACUUCAUUUGCGGUGA